AUGACGGACGAGAGCCCGGGGGCAGUGCUGUACACUCGUAACCAUACCACGGUGGACGCUGAGGCAGGUGGAUUAGGAGUACAAGAGCAGCUUGACUUACAUGGUGAGACCUUGUCUCCGAACACCAAAACGGUCAGCCUUGGAUCUCAACACACGCAUGUGAACACGCGCGCACACACACACACACAACUGAAUGUCAUCUCAGGGACUCUUCCAUCUGUUUCUCUUGGUUCAGGAACGGGACAGGAAGUGCAGACAGAGAAUGUGACAGUGGCCGAGGGUGGGGUGGCUGAGAUCACCUGCCGUCUGCAUCAGUAUGAUGGGUCCAUAGUUGUCAUCCAGAACCCAGCCCGGCAGACCCUCUUUUUCAAUGGCACCCGAGCUCUCAAGGACGAGCGAUUCCAGCUGGAGGAGUUCUCCCCGCGUCGAGUGCGCAUCCGGCUCUCCGACGCCCGCCUGGAGGACGAGGGCGGCUACUUCUGCCAGCUCUACACGGAGGACACCCACCACCAGAUCGCCACGCUCACUGUCCUAGUGGCUCCGGAGAAUCCUGUGGUGGAGGUCCGAGAGCAAGCGGUGGAGGGCGGCGAGGUGGAACUCAGCUGCCUGGUUCCGCGGUCGCGCCCCGCAGCGGUUCUGCGCUGGUAUCGCGAUCGCAAGGAGCUGAAAGGAGUGAGCAGCGGCCAGGAGAACGGCAAGGUGUGGAGCGUGGCGAGCACCGUGCGGUUCCGUGUAGACCGCAAGGACGACGGCGGUAUCGUCAUUUGUGAGGCGCAGAACCAGGCGCUGCCCUCGGGACACAGCAAGCAGACGCAGUACGUGCUGGAUGUGCAGUACUCCCCCACGGCGCGGAUCCAUGCCUCUCAAGCUGUAGUGAGGGAGGGAGACACGCUGGUGCUGACGUGUGCUGUCACAGGGAACCCCAGGCCAAGCCAGAUCCGCUGGAACCGGGGGAAUGAGUCUCUGCCGGAGAGAGCGGAGGCGGUGGGUGAGACGCUCACCCUGCCGGGCCUGGUAUCUGCAGAUAACGGCACCUACACCUGCGAGGCGGCAAACAAGCACGGCCACGCGAGGGCGCUCUACGUGCUUGUGGUCUACGACCCGGGCGCAGUGGUAGAAGCCCAGACAUCGGUCCCCUACGCCAUUGUGGGCGGCAUCCUGGCGCUACUCGUGUUUCUGAUCAUAUGUGUGCUAGUGGGCAUGGUCUGGUGCUCCGUCCGACAGAAGGGCUCCUAUCUGACCCAUGAGGCCAGCGGCUUGGACGAGCAGGGAGAAGCCAGAGAAGCCUUCCUCAACGGCAGCGACGGACACAAGCGGAAAGAAGAAUUCUUCAUCUGACCCCACCCCCACCCACCGCCAGCUGCACGGAACCAGCAAAGACAUUGACCAGAGUCCGGGAUGGCGGGCUUCUCCCCCCACAGCUAACACCUCAGGCGCUUGGGCAGGGAUUGGGGGUGUUGGACGCCUGGACCUCUCCCAGGGACAAAGGCUUAGGGUCCAGAGGCUUAGGGUCCCCUAGAGGAGACAGGGACCGAAGGUCCCUUCUAGACCCCAAGUCCAGGGAGGGGUAAUAGGGAUUUGGGUUGGGGGAAGAAAACAGGGGAAGGCCAGAACCCCUAGGCAACAGAACCAGGUCUUGUGGGGAGGGAGUCAGAUUCUGGGAAGGGUGGGGUGGGCAGGGAAGGGGAACACAGAUUUCUUAGGGGUCCCAGACCCCAUGCCAGCCAUUGUAAGAGUUCCACAGAGCUCUGGGCACCUCUUUGCAAAGCCAUGUUCGCACGGUGGGGGGAGGGGCGGGGAGGGCGUGGAAACGGGAAUUCUGUGUCUUUGUGUGAAAACUCUGAUGGGGGCAGUGAGGGAAACGACCCCAGCUUUUAUCCAGUCCCCCUUCCGGGUUCCUGGGCGGCUCCCCUCCCCUCCAUCUCCACCCCCAUGUCUUUCCCCUCCCAUAUUUGUCUGUCCACCCACUCCUGGGGGGGCCUUCUCCAUCUCUCCUCCAGGCCCCCCGGGGAGGGGGAAAGGAGUUUGGAAGGGAUGUGUGGUCUCUAUGGUUUUAUAUAUAAUAUAUUAAAAAAUCAAAAAUCUGUAUGAAAAAUAUCAGAUUGCACCCCUCUCCCCUAUUCCUGGCUUUUGCCCCUUUUUCUUGUUUAAAAAAACAAAACAAAACACAUUUUUGUACGGGGCGGGGAGGGGGUAGGGAGGGGGUUUGGCAAUCCCACUAACCACCAUUAAACUGAGGAGAGAACAAG
Peromyscus maniculatus bairdii (prairie deer mouse) is the source of this 2249-nucleotide messenger RNA. The record is from RefSeq and is a predicted model, not a curated record. Lineage: Eukaryota; Metazoa; Chordata; Mammalia; Rodentia; Cricetidae.